Messenger RNA from Medioppia subpectinata, 603 nucleotides. Lineage: Eukaryota; Metazoa; Arthropoda; Arachnida; Sarcoptiformes; Oppiidae. The record is from the annotation of a GenBank genome assembly.
GGGUUCACAGUGUCUGAUUCGCUGAAGGGUAUUGUGUUGGAGGGCGCCUCACAUAAUGUCAUUGAUAACGUCGAGGUGAAAAAUAUUAAACAAGAGGGCGUCCACUUUAGGUGGGGUUCCAGCGAUAAUGUGCUAAAGAAUUCAAAGAUUCACCUGACAGGCCGUGGGACGAAAAAGGAUCAAGGUUUUGGUGAAGGUGUUUAUAUUGGUCAAGCUGUUAAUAAUUGGCAAGGUGGACAGCCGGACAAGAGUGACCGCAAUCAAGUGCUCAACAAUCAUAUCGGACCCGAUGUGGCCGCAGAGUGUAUUGAUAUUAAGGAGGGCUCGUGUUGUGGUGUGAUCAAGGGCAAUUAUCUGGAUGGCCAUGGUGAGACUGGCGAGAAUUAUUCAGAGAGUUGGGUUACUGUAAAAGGAGAUUACUACGAUGUCCAGGACAACACUGGCACCAGCCCUAAAUUAAAUGGAUUUGACAUUUACCGUAUUGCCAAAGCAGGCGUUGGUGGCUGUCAUAAUACCAUCAUGAAUAACAAGUGCAAUGGCAUACCAGCCGGCGGUCACUGUACUGUUAAUACUAUGAAAAACUGUGGUAAUAUCGUACAGGGU